AUGGAGAAGAAACCGGCCAACGCGACAACCCCGCCGCCAGCGCCGCCGCCGACGGAGCCCACCCCUCCCAUGCCUAUGUCGUCCCCCGCAACGCCGCCACCGUUGUCGACCCCCUCCGUCCCGGCUCCCGCGACCACCGUCGUCGACCCCCUCCAUCCCGGCUCCUGCGACCACCGCCGCGUCUCUGCCCGCGCCGUCGUCCUCCACCCCGACAACUCCCUCUGCGCCCUCCCCUUCCUCCCUGGGGAAGACGCCCGCCACACCGUCGUCGCCAUCGGACACCCCGUCUCCGCCGUCGACGCCUGCAAGCUCCGUUCCAUGGCGGUGGUCUACAUCUCGAGAUCCAGAUCUCGUCCGCCGUUCUCAGCUUGCUGCGGGGACCGUGUCUUCAUUCGGAUAGAGACGCUCGGCUCUCUUGUCCCCUUCCUUUUAGUGCCUGCAUAG
This is a messenger RNA of Sorghum bicolor (sorghum), 444 nucleotides long. RefSeq names its product platelet glycoprotein Ib alpha chain. Lineage: Eukaryota; Viridiplantae; Streptophyta; Magnoliopsida; Poales; Poaceae. The transcript has 2 exons. The coding region runs from base 1 to 444 and encodes 147 amino acids. The record is from RefSeq and is a predicted model, not a curated record.